CUACCUAAAACGCGCUUUAGCUUAUCCUAUUUAUUUAUUUAUAUACAUGUAAAUGUAAAUAACCUAUCAUUGCUUCUCAAAGAAAAAAAUAAUACCAAUAGCAACAACUUCUUUAUCCUAAGUUCAUAACUAACCAUGAGUCUCAGUAUCAAUCACCAACAAGCUCCUGUGACUGCAUAUCCAGCAGUAAGUAAUGAGGGCAAGCAUGCACCACCACCACCAGUGGGUUAUCCAACCAAGGAUGGCCCUGCAACCCAACAACAAACUCUUCCUGUGGUAACCACUGCCAGGGGUGACGGCUUCUGGAAGGGAUGUUGUGCUGGAUUAUGUUGCUGCUGUGCCCUGGACUGUUGCCUCUGAUGAUUGAAAUUUCACUGCACUAUUGCAGAUAUAGAAGAUUUAUGUUUCUGUUUUCUUUUUUAUGUGAUUUUCGGCUCUUUGCCAAACGAUUCUUGUGCCUUGUCUAACAAGGAUCUAUUAUAUAUAUAAAUGGGCAGCACCUGUAAUUUGUUGAUCA
Arachis duranensis is the source of this 517-nucleotide messenger RNA. RefSeq names its product protein CYSTEINE-RICH TRANSMEMBRANE MODULE 9. Lineage: Eukaryota; Viridiplantae; Streptophyta; Magnoliopsida; Fabales; Fabaceae. The record is from RefSeq and is a predicted model, not a curated record. The coding region runs from base 136 to 360 and encodes 74 amino acids. The transcript has 3 exons. Gene Ontology annotation, cellular component: plasma membrane.